AAUAAUAAUAAUUAUAAUAAAAAAAAGACAAGUUUGUUUGUUGUUCCUGUUCUAAUCUCUGAACCAUGUCAUACAACUGAAUCUGAUAGCAAAGCUUUUGAAUUUCGUGCCUCUCCUCUUUGUUUACCCUACCAGAUAUUGCAAAUACAGCAAGAUCAUCAUGAGUGGGAUUUCGGAAAAGAAACUCAUCAGAAUCGAUGCUAGUGCUGAUACUGUGUGCCCAUGGUGCUUUGUUGGCAAAAAGAAUCUAGACAAGGCCAUAGCUUCCUCCAAGGAUAAAUACAACUUUGAGAUAAUAUGGCAUCCCUUUCAACUUAACCCUGAUGCCCCUAAAGAAGGCAUUGACAAGAGGGAGUUUUACAGAAGUAAGUUUGGAUCACAAUCAGAACGGAUGGAAGCUCGGAUGUCAGAGGUGUUCAAGAAUGUUGGUCUGGAAUAUAGCUUGUCUGGACUCACGGGAAACACUAUUGACAGCCACAGGCUUAUAUAUUUUGCUAGACAGCAGGGUCUUGACAAGCAACAUGAUCUAGUUGAAGAACUGAACAUUGGCUAUUUCACACAGGGAAAAUACAUCGGUGACCAUAAGUUUCUUCUGGAAUCUGCUGCAAAGGUUGGUAUAGAAGGAGCAGAAGAGUUUCUUAAGGACCCCAACAAUGGUUUGAAGGAGGUUGAGGAGGAACUAAAAAAUAAUUCAGGAAACAUUUCAGGGGUUCCAUAUUACGUGAUUAAUGGGACUCACAAGUUGAGCGGUGGACAAGCCCCUGAAGUUUUCUUGAGAGCUUUUCAAGUUGCUACAACUUGAAUUUCAGUUACUCACAGUUUCUAAUUCUAUAGUAAGAAUGCAACCUAGGAAAUAAGAAGUUGGUCAUUCAUUGCUUUAUAAUAUAAUGCUCCAUCUAAUGUGAAACUUGUAUUGAUAUCAUGUAAGACAAUAUUCAUAAUUCAUGUUGUCUUUGAUCGCGUACCGGAUGCAACAAUAAUAAAUUGAAUGACUUUGUUAUUCAAUUGACAUUGCAGUCUUCUUAAC
Messenger RNA from Glycine soja, 1027 nucleotides. RefSeq lists its product as uncharacterized. Gene Ontology annotation, molecular function: oxidoreductase activity. NCBI's taxonomy places the organism in Eukaryota, Viridiplantae, Streptophyta, Magnoliopsida, Fabales, Fabaceae. The record is from RefSeq and is a predicted model, not a curated record. Bases 161 to 802 code for a protein of 213 amino acids. The transcript has 8 exons.